Messenger RNA from Candida tropicalis MYA-3404, 2994 nucleotides. RefSeq lists its product as uncharacterized. The record is from RefSeq and is a predicted model, not a curated record. Gene Ontology annotation, cellular component: cytoplasm. The coding region runs from base 1 to 2994 and encodes 997 amino acids. The transcript has a single exon. Gene Ontology annotation, biological process: positive regulation of TORC1 signaling. Gene Ontology annotation, molecular function: protein binding. Lineage: Eukaryota; Fungi; Ascomycota; Pichiomycetes; Serinales; Debaryomycetaceae.
AUGACUGGAUCAAUAACUCGUGCAUUGAGCUGGGACAAUGUGUAUGAGCAACAAUUUAUAGCUGUGACACCAAUGGGUGAUGAAGUUCUUUUAUAUCAAACCAACCAUGAAGAUCCCGGCGUGGAGUCCAAUUCAAUGUCAAAACUUUACAGUCGUUCUGGAUUUGAGAACAUUCAGUGCUCAUCUUACUCAGAUAUUAAUAAGGGUAUUGUUGGUGUUGGCUCAAUAAAUGGGAACAUUUCUAUAUUUGAUAUCUAUUCUCCAAAUUCAACAAUUUUAAACUUGCGUCCAAAACAGAAUCGUCCAUGUAAUUCCAUUUCCUUCAGCAAUAACAACCUAGUAGCUGUGGGGUUUGAUAAAGGUCGUCAGGAUACGUCAUUACAAAUUUGGAAUAUUGAUGGUUAUUCAUCAUCCGGAAAUAAUAAUCAUUUGAAAAGACCAGUCACGUCACUUCUACCGAAUGAAGCUAUUUUAUCUACUGUUUUCUAUCCAGACCAAAACUCCAAUAUCAUUUGUGGGUCGUAUAAAUUUUUAAGAGAAUUUGAUUUAAGAACCGACCAACCAAUUUAUCAAAUGGCUACAAAAUGUACAUCGGGUUUGAAAAUUGAUUAUUUUCAAAGCCAUUUGUUUCAAUCAUUUAGUGAAGAUGGAUCUUUGGCAAUUUGGGAUAGAAGAAAGUUAACGUCGAACAAAUACAAGCAACUGGGUUCAACAAAUGUGAUUACAGAGACACCAAUUUUACAAUUUAAUAGAUUGUUAAGCGAUGCCUCGUCAAGAAAAGUAAGUAAUCCAUGUGUUAGAUACUCGACUGUCAGAAAAGGUGAAUUUGCAUCCGUCUUCAACGGGGACUUGAUUAGAAGAUGGCAAACUGAUAUUGUUCCUAGUGAUGAUAGUAUCGUGGAACCUUUCAAAAGCAAAGAUGUUUCUACACUUCAAAGCUUAAAGCAACAGGCAUCUCAGCUAUACAAGCCAAGAGAAGAGUCAUUGUUUGUAUCGUUGGUUCUCGAUACCAAAACAGACUAUGAGAAAGUUGUUUCAUUUGACUAUUCUCCUGAUAUAACUUCCCACACUUCUACAAAUUUUGUAUGCAUGAGACAAUCAGGUACUGUUUUCAGAAUGCCAGUUGUGGAAUGUAUUGAAGCUUUGGAUUUCAAUCCAAUCAACGAGUUCUCAAUAGCUGGUCCUGAAGGUACAGCCACCAAUUUCCUUGAUAAACAGUUUGUGGAAGCAACACAGCCACUUGAUCAAAUAAAUGUAGCACAUCAAAGACAUCGAUCAUCGUUAGUAAGGCUCGGAGAUUUGACUUUGAACGACGAUCUUAACAAACUCGAUAAUGCUACUGUUACUUCUUCGACUGUUGAUGACGAUAGUUUGGCACCAUCAAAUAUGGUAGAUGAAGGUAAGAGAUAUUCCUUUGAUAACAAUUUUGAUGAGGAUAUUCCGUUGAAUAGAUUUCUAGAUUCGUCUGAUAUAAUCGGGAACGAUAUCUGUGUGACUAUUAGAAAACGUGCGCAGAUGGGGUAUGGUGUGGAUUGUGACAAGAAUGUGUUGAUCUUGGAAACUUUAGACGCUGGUGAUAAUAAAUUAUUUUUGAAAAACACUUGGAAAUGGCUAUCUUUGGCCAAGAAAUCAUUGGAUAAAGGGUCGAUGGUUUCAGAAGGAAUAGAUUUGGGCUAUCUAGGUGUAUUGGGUAUUUGGAAAGGUGUUGAAGAACUUAAUGACCAAAAGAGAACACACGAUGGAGAACCUAUUUCUGAAGCUUGGAUGUCACAAGCGGUUAAGAAUAUAAUUUCAUUAAAGGGUAAGAAAACUGCAGGUAUAAGUAUACCAAACGAUAGUGAAAAGAAGGCACAAAGAAAACUUUGUUUAGUGGUUUGUGGUUGGUAUUUCACUGAUGCUGAAUUUGAAGAGAAAUUGAAAACGCUAAUUAGUCUUGGUUACUACGAGAAGGCAGCAGGAUGGGCAGUUUUCCAUGGUGAUGUUCCAAAAGCGAUUGAAAUUUUGUCAAAAGCCAAAUCUGAGAGAUUAAGGUUAAUUGCAACUGCAGUUGCAGGUUAUUUGGCGUAUAAGCAUUCUCACGUUAAUAGUCCAUGGAAGGAUCAAUGCAGAAAAAUGGCGCUGGAACUUGAUGAUCCGUAUUUGAGAGCAAUAUUUGCAUUCAUAGCUGACGAUGACUGGUGGGAUGUGUUGGACGAGUCGGCAUUGUCAUUGAGAGAAAGAUUAGGGGUUGCGUUGUGUUUCCUUUCUGAUAAGGAUUUAGGAGUGUAUUUGAAUAGAAUUGCCGAUGCAGUUGUUACCAAAGGAGAGUUGGAAGGGUUGACAUUAACAGGAAUAACACCAAGAGGAAUUGAUUUGUUACAGAGCUAUGUUGAUAGAACUACAGAUGUUCAGACUGCAUCAUUAAUUGCUUUGUUUGCUUGUCCUAGAUAUUUCAAUGAUCCAAGAACAACCCACUGGAUUGAUUGCUAUAGAUCUUUGCUAAAUAGCUGGGGGUUAUUUGGUGUGAGAGCAAAAUUUGAUGUUGCCAGAACAAAAUUAUCGAAAACUUUUGAAGGCCAAACAACUGUGAAGGCUGCACCUAAACAAGUUUAUCUACAAUGUAAUCGAUGCAACAAGAAUAUUUCAAAAAUCAAAUCAAGCACUACCAAUAACCAAGCGUUGUUGAAACAGCAGUUCAACAAAUUAAACAAUCAUAAUACCAAUGUUAAAUUGACAGAUAUUAUCAAUGCAUGUCCCCAUUGUGGUGCUCCUUUGCCAAGGUGCUCAAUUUGUUUAUUGUCCUUAGGAACUGAUUUGUCGUUAGAAUCAGAUGAUAACUUAGAUGGCGGUACAGAAACUAAUAUUGCUGCAAGACUUGAAAAGAGGUUCAAAGACUGGUUUAGUUUCUGUCUUACUUGUAAUCAUGGAUGUCAUGCGCAUCAUGCUGAAGAAUGGUUUUCAAAGCAUUAUAUUUGUCCUGUGCCAGAUUGCAAUUGUCGUUGCAAUAGUAAAUAG